Molecule: messenger RNA, 1582 nt
Organism: Panthera uncia (snow leopard)
Lineage: Eukaryota; Metazoa; Chordata; Mammalia; Carnivora; Felidae
Gene: KCNV1
Product: potassium voltage-gated channel modifier subfamily V member 1
Exons: 3
Coding region: 1-1509 (502 amino acids)
Biological process (GO): potassium ion transmembrane transport; protein homooligomerization
Cellular component (GO): membrane; voltage-gated potassium channel complex
Molecular function (GO): protein binding; voltage-gated potassium channel activity
Source: RefSeq, a predicted model, not a curated record
AUGGAGCUGCCUUCCCGAGGGCGGGCGCCGCUGGACUCGUCGCUGGACAGCUGCUCCCUGACCUCGUUGGAGUCCAGCGUUUUCUGCAGCGAGGGCGAAGGGGAGCCCCUGGCGCUCGGGGACUGCUUCACGGUCAACGUGGGCGGCAGCCGCUUCGUGCUCUCGCAGCAGGCACUGUCCUGCUUCCCGCACACGCGCCUGGGCAAGCUGGCCGUGGUGGUGGCCUCGUGCCGCCGCCGCGGGGCCCUGGCCGCCGUGCCCAGCCCCCUGGAGCUCUGCGACGAUGCCAACCCCGUGGACAACGAGUACUUCUUCGACCGCAGUUCGCAGGCAUUCCGCUACGUCUUGCACUACUACCGCACCGGCCGCCUGCACGUCAUGGAGCAGCUGUGCGCGCUCUCCUUCCUUCAGGAGAUCCAAUACUGGGGCAUCGACGAGCUCAGCAUCGACUCCUGCUGCAGGGACAGAUACUUCAGAAGGAAGGAGCUGAGUGAAACGUUAGACUUUAAGAAGGACACAGAAGACCAGGAGAGUCAACAUGAGAGCGAACAGGACUUCUCACAAGGACCUUGUCCCACUGUCCGCCAGAAGCUCUGGAACAUCCUGGAGAAACCUGGAUCUUCCACAGCUGCUCGAAUCUUUGGGGUCAUCUCCAUCAUCUUUGUGGUGGUGUCCAUCGUCAACAUGGCCCUGAUGUCAGCUGAAUUAAGCUGGCUGGACCUGCAGCUGCUGGAAAUCCUGGAGUAUGUGUGUAUCAGCUGGUUCACUGGCGAGUUCAUCCUGCGCCUCCUGUGCGUGCGGGCCAGGUGCCGCUUCCUGAGGAAGGUGCCGAACAUCAUAGACCUCCUUGCCAUCUUGCCCUUCUACAUCACUCUUCUGGUAGAGAGCCUGAGUGGGAGCCAGACUACACAGGAGCUGGAAAAUGUGGGGCGCAUUGUGCAGGUCUUGAGGCUGCUCAGGGCUCUACGCAUGCUAAAGCUGGGCAGACAUUCCACAGGAUUACGCUCACUCGGGAUGACAAUCACCCAGUGUUAUGAAGAAGUCGGCCUACUGCUCCUCUUUUUGUCUGUGGGAAUUUCUAUAUUUUCAACUGUGGAAUAUUUUGCUGAGCAGAGUAUUCCUGACACAACCUUCACAAGUGUCCCUUGUGCAUGGUGGUGGGCCACAACAUCCAUGACUACUGUGGGAUACGGGGACAUUAGACCAGACACCACCACAGGCAAAAUCGUGGCCUUCAUGUGCAUAUUAUCAGGAAUCCUUGUCUUGGCCUUGCCUAUCGCUAUUAUUAACGACCGCUUCUCCGCUUGCUAUUUCACCUUAAAGCUCAAGGAAGCAGCUGUUAGACAGCGCGAAGCUCUGAAGAAGCUUACCAAGAAUAUAGCCACUGACUCAUACAUCAGUGUGAACCUGAGAGAUGUCUAUGCCCGGAGUAUCAUGGAGAUGCUUCGGUUAAAAGGCAGAGAAAGGGCAAGUACUAGGAGCAGUGGAGGAGAUGAUUUCUGGUUUUGAAGCCACUUUCAGUUUAUUUACAAAAGCUUGUGUACAACUAACUCAACUGAUAAAGCCUUGAUAUGGAUGUCUA